UAUGGAUAAAAAGAAUAAAGUGAAAUCUAUUGUAAAGUUUGAUGAUGAGAAGUAGCCAGAAUAAGUAAUCUAAGAAGUACAAGAGAUUAAGAAAGAUAAGAAAAAGAAAAAGGAACAAUAAAAGAAGGAAUUAUCAGUUGAAUAAAGACAUGUUACAAUUGCCAUUCCAGAUUCAAUUAUCUCUAAUGCUUAAUCAUCUGAAUUGAGAAGUUAUUUUAUGUCUUAAUUGGCAAGGAUGUUUGCAAUCUUUCAAGUAGAUGAAGUAAUCAUCCUAAGAGAUUAUUCAUAGUAUGUACAUAUAUACAUUUUAGUAUACCAAAAAGUAAAUAAUUUGAUGUGGCAUCAUAUGUUGUAAGAAAUUUAUAAUAUUUGGAAACACCAUAAUAUUUGAGAAAGUACUUGUUUCCAAUUCACUCAGAUUUAAAAAAUGUUGGUCUCAUGAAUCCAAUAGAAUCAAAACAUCAUUUAUUGACAGAAUAGGUAUGUCCCUAUAGAGAAGGUGUUGUUGUUGAAAGACCAAGUAAAGGAGAUACAUCUUGGGUGGAAAUUGGACAAAAAAGAUAAGUCUUAAUUAAUUAUCCAUUGUAACCAGGAACUAGAGUCACAUUAAAAUUAGAUGAUCCUACAUCUACUCAUUUGACUGGUACUCCUGUUUCAAGUUAGGAUGCUAAAAAGGAAGGCUAUUAUUGGGGUUAUACUGUUACUAUAGAGUCCAAAUUUCAUAGGUUAUUAGAUAGAGGUAUAAAAAUAAUGUAUUAUCUUAAGAUGAUUUCGAUAUGAAGAUUUUGAUUGAAACAGAGAAAAGUGAUGAAACUUUAUAGACUACUACUUUUAAUCCAAGAUAAUUAUCAUAAUAACCUUUAAAAUUAUUGUUAUUAUUCUCAGGAUUGUAAAAGAUUACUGAUUUUACAGAAAAUGAUGAAAAAUCAAAAGUAUAUAAUUUAAUAUCACUUUUUAGUUAUCGAAAGAGGAUAUAUAUGGGAAAUUCGAUCAUUUAUAUAGAUAUGGAAAUAAUGAAUAUGGUGUAAAAUAACUUAGAUUAGAGGAAUAAAUGUUUAUGUUUUUGUAAUCAAUUUAAUGAUUAAUCGAAUAUAAAAAAUAUUUGUCGAAAGGGAAGAACUCAAUCAAAGCAUUGGUGAUAUUGAAUUUGCUCGUUCUCUUGAAUAAACAACUAUUGAUUUCAAUACAGUUGAUAACAAUGGUCGUAAUCUUCUUCAUCGUGCUGCUCUUCAAUAAAACCCAAAACUUAUUCGUGAAAUUUUGACUGAAUAUUCAAAAUUGCAAUAGCCCAUGCAUGCUUACAUUAAUUUAAAUGAUAAAUUUGGUAUCAAUGCAGUAUAGAUGUGCUGUUUUGCUAAUUAUAAUGAAAGAGCAGCUUGUUUGGAAUAGUUUCUUGAAGAUGGAGAUUUAAAUAGUUUUAAUCCUCGAACUCUUUGGGCACCAGUUCAUUGGGUUGCUUUCUAUGGAGAUUUGGAAAGCAUGUAGCUUCUCAUAUAAAAAGAAGCUAUACUUUUCAAAACUGACUAUGAAGGUUAUUAUCCAUUAGAUCUGGCGGGACGGAAUAACAAAAAAGUUGUUGCAACUUUAAUAAUUGAAUUCCUCAUUUAGUUCCUUAUUGACUAUGAAAGAUCAAGAGUGUCAUAAAGAGUUAAGAAUUUAGUUUAUGAUAGAUUUUGUGAAUAUGAACGAUACAUUUCAAAUCCAGCUUUAAGAUUGUCUCUUUUUUAUUGGUCAUGUCAUUUCAGAAUAACUAAUCUAGAAAGAUUCACAGCACUCAAUAGAUUCUAUCCAUUAGCUAUAUAUAUGGAUUCAACAGCAUUACACAACUCUAUCAAGAAUUCAAAUAUUGAAGCUUUUCUGUACCUUUUACAUUCAAGUUAAAUUAAACCAUUUUCUUAGGGAAUGCUUUUAUCUCGUAAUGCUACUCCUUAAAAUAAUAGGAUUUUUUCACUUAAAAAGGAAGAAAUGAAAAUUUAUAAAAAAAGAUAUUAAUAAUAUCUUGUGCACUUAGAUGAAUGGGAAUAUGAUUAUUUAAAUAAUUAAAUUUCUUUAUUAGAUCAAGUAGAUAUAUUUGGAAACACUCCUUUACAUAUAGCUGUAUUGUCAAAUAAUAUAGAAAUGAUGAAUUAUUUAAUAUAAUUUGGAUGCAGAAUAGAUAUUUAAAAUAGUGAAUAUUGGACUCCAGUAGAUUUUAGUAAUUCUGAGGAGACACGUGCAAUAUUUAGAGAAAAUGAGAAACUUAAACUAAAAUCAAUUAAAAAUAUAUAAAAUUUUCUAUUUACUUGUAAAUUACCAACAUAAAAAUAUGAUCCAGUUCAUAAACGCAAUUUAUAUUUAUUUUAAGCCAUCAAAGAAAUAGAAGUUGAUAAUCUAUAUUCAAUCAGUUAAGAUCUUAUUAUUCCUGACUUUGUUAUUAAAUGUAAUGCUUAAAAUAUUACAAAAUUAAAUUUUUAGAUUUAAGUUCUUAUUAAUGCUAAAUUUGAAGUAUAUUUAUCAAAAUCCCAUAUUGAUAAUUUUUAUUAUUUGAUGUUAAGAAGUCCAUUGGCAUAAUUAUAAAUGUAAGCUAUGAUUUAAAAGGUUUAAGUAAAAUUAUUGGAUAGUUAUGAUUAUGAACCAUAUGAUUCAAAUGGUCAUUUUGAACCUUUUCGUUCUAUUUAAAGAUAAUCAAUUAUUGAAGAACAUUUGAAUAGGAUUCUAAAUAUAUAGGAAUUAAUAUAAUAGAAAGUAAUUAUAGAUACUUAUCGUAUGCAUUCAUUUGGAGGGACAACUAAAAUUAGAAGAUAAUGGUUAGAAUAAUAGAAAUGGUAUCAUACAUAACCUUUUAAAUAAUUAUAAGAUUAUUUUAAAGAAGGAUAAACUUAGAAUUUUUAAUCAUGUUCAAUUUUGAGAUUAUAUUUUGGAGAAUAAAUUGCAUAUUUUUUUGCAUUUAAAUCUUAUUUAACUUGUUUUAUGAUAUUUGCAGCAAUUCCAGGACUUAUUCUUUAAUUAUAUAUUUUGGCAAUUAAUGAUUUUAAUUCAUUAUUCCUUCCACUUUAUGUAAUAUAUAUGUCAAUAUGGUCAACAAUAACAGUUGAAUUUUGGAAGAGGAAAUAAUGUGAAAUGAAUGCAAGAUGGGGUUUAUUGGAUUAAAUGAAUUAAUAAGAAUUAACAACAAGAUUAGAAUUUUAAGGAGAUGAAUAUAUGAAUCAUAUUACUCAUCAAAUUGAAAAAUACGAAUAGAAAGGACAUUCUACAAUAAUGUUUUUAAUUUCAAUUCCUGUAUUGAUAUUAUUUAGUUCUUUUAUUGUUGGAUUAUUUGUUACUAUUGAUUAUAUCUAAUAGACUUAUACAGAUUCAAGUUAUUAUAAAUUAUUAGUGGGCGUAUUAUAAGGUAUUUGUGUUUCAGUUUUAAAUAUAAUAUAUACAGCAUUAGUUCAUUAUUUUGUUGAAAAAGAGAAUCAUAAAUAUGAAGAACAUUAUGAAAGUUCUUUGAUUUACAAAAAUGUUUUAUUCAAAUUUAUUAAUAGUUAUAUUGCAGUAUUUUAUACAGCCUUUAUUAAAUAAGAUAGUAGUUAUGAAGAGAUAUUCUAUAUUCUUGUACCAGUUUUAGUUAUUAAAUAACUUAGUUACUUAAUAGCUAUAAUGAUGAUUCCAUAAAUUAUUUAUAAAUAUAAAGAAAGUUCUUAUUUUAAAUUGUUUAAAGAGAAAUUGAAUUUAAAAUAAUAUUAAGAUCCAAUAGAUCUAUUAUGGAAAUAAACAACAAAUGUACCACUUAAAUCUUAAAGUAGAGUUGUAAUCAAUCUGACAACUUAACAAAUAUAAUAAAAUAUAGAUAUGGAUAGUGUUGAAUUAAAUGGUCUCAAAUUACCAGCCUACAAGUAUUUAAUGACUAAUUAUUUCAUGGAAACUAUGAUAGAUUUUGGUUUUAUUACUUUAUUUACUGCUGCAUUUCCUAUAGGUUCUACUAUUGCAAUGAUUAUGAAUAUAAUUGAAAUAAGAAUGAAGAUAUACAGUUUUAAUAGUGUAUUUAAAAGACCUUAAGCAUAAAGAGUUGCUGGAAUAGGUGAUUGGAUGUAUAUAUGGGAAUUUUUAAGUUUUAUUGGAGUCUUUACUAAUUAUGCUUUAGUAUUUUUAAAAUAAGGAGAUUAGAUUAAUAAUUAUCUUUUUCCAGAUGGAAGUGUAACACGAACAAAUAUGUUAUGGUUAUUUUUGUUGUUUAUAUUUUUAAAUGUUAUUCUAAAAUAUGUUAUAUAAUGGAUAAUUCCAGAUAAACCUAGUUGGGUUACGGAAUGGGAAGAGGAUUUAAAAAAUAAAAAGAGACAGAAUUCUGAAUUAAAAUAGAAGGAGGAUGAAUGUUAAUAAUUAAUUAAUAGAAUAAGUAGACUUGAAAAGUAGAAUAAUAAAUUGAUAUAGAGAUUGAAUAUGAAUGAAUAAAAUAUGAAUAGUAUAACAAUACCAAAUGAAUCAUUAUUACAAUAGACAACUUAGAAUGAUAGUGGAUCAUAUCUAACUUUAUAUUAUAGAAUGGAGAGAGAUAUUGUAUUAGAGAAAUUAAAUUAGAUAUCAAAGUUAUUGAAAUAAAAAAAAUAACUUUUAAUUGUAUGUGCAGAAUGUUAAAUAAAUGAAGCAGUCAUAUUAUGUUAAUAAUGUAAAAUUCAUUAUUGUAAAUUAUGUUAUAUUGAUUUAUGUUCAUAACAUAAAAUGGAAUAGAUUUCAAAGGGAUAUUAUAAAAUGUUUUAUUAUUCAUUACCAUAAGUUAAUUAAUAAGGAUUAAAAAUUCUUUUUGAUAUUUUAUGUACAUAUUAUGAAAAUAGAUCAUAUGGAACAAGAUUAUUUUUAUAAUCAGAAGAAUUUUGUAUUGAUGAUAAAUAUAUGAUUAAUAAAUUACAUGGUGUUUUAUUUAAGAAAAAUAAGAUAUAAUGGGAUGAAUUUAGUAAAUAUGUUUAACAAUUACAGAAAGGAACAUUUGAAUAAAGAGUACUUUUAAUGUAUGAUUUCAUGGAUGAAGACAAAUAAGGGAUGAUUAGUAAGGAUGAAUUCUAAAAUUAUACAGUAUAUCAUAUGGUAUAGGAUACUAAUUUUAGAGAUAUUCAUAUAAUGUCAUCUGAAAUGGAAGAUAAGAGAGAGUUGAUUAGACAAACAAUUUCAUCAGCUUAACAUUCCCAAUAGAUUAGAGAAUAUUUGAAUGCUUUACUAUAAAUAUGA
Molecule: messenger RNA, 5184 nt
Organism: Paramecium pentaurelia
Lineage: Eukaryota; Ciliophora; Oligohymenophorea; Peniculida; Parameciidae
Source: the annotation of a GenBank genome assembly